Molecule: messenger RNA, 6878 nt
Organism: Salvelinus fontinalis (brook trout)
Lineage: Eukaryota; Metazoa; Chordata; Actinopteri; Salmoniformes; Salmonidae
Product: RNA demethylase ALKBH5-like
Exons: 3
Coding region: 645-1217 (190 amino acids)
Source: RefSeq, a predicted model, not a curated record
CACCGAAGAAGAAAACCCGAGUCUGUAUUCGGUUCGACUCGGUCAGAGGUCUGAAAAUGCGUGCUGCUAAACUAGCUUUUUACCACUUUUAUUUUCAGAUGUAAUAAACGACUCGAAGCUUCCGUCUAAAAACUCAUAACGUCGUAUGUGGACAGACCGUAAGAACAUAUUUUUUUUUUUUACCGAUUUGUAACAUCGCCUUAGUCACUAGAAAUACCGUUGUUAAAGGCUACAUAGGUAGCAUGGCUAACGUUAGCUAGCCGAUUAGCAACCCGUUAGCGAUACAGUGUCGAAUACAUUGACACGAAACUAGUCAAUAACGGGACAAGAAUAAUGUUAAUAAACUAAACGCGGGUUAAUUCCAUGGAUUUAACUGGGUAAAAAAUAGCUAAAUUGACCACUUGAAUCGUCGACUUUUGGUUGACAAGCCGUUUUAAGUUAGUGAGUUGUGUUUGCUAAGUUGCUAGGUUAGCCAGCCACAUCACAACAUAACCUCUUGACAGCCUGCCAGCAGCUAGUUACCGUUACCGUGAGGACGGUCACCGGCCCCCGGUCUCGCUUCUACAGACUGACAGUUAUGGAAGUUAAAUAACGAUAAAUAAACAACUCCAAAUUUAACUUGUUAAUUAUAUAUUUAAAACAAAAUGUCAGCCAGCGGUUUCUCCGACCUGCGGGAAAAGCUGAAGUCCAUGACUCCUCGGGACAAUUACAAAAACAGAGUUGCCGACAAGGACGAGAGUUUCAAAAACAGAAAAGUGAAAGUUACCGACGGAGGCAGUAGAAACGGGAACGGCCGGAAGCGGAAGCACCGAGAUUCCUCCGAGGAUGAGGUGGAACACAGCGACCCUGUGGAGUCCCGUGAUCAGGAGGCGAGGCGUGUCCAGAGUGGCAUUGUUCAGGUAGAGGUCUUCUCUAAAGAGGACUGUGAUGUCAUUGAGGGGAAGAUAAAUGAGGUGGUUGCUAACGGAGAAGCUGGGCUUUACCGGGAACACACUGUAGAUCGGGCUCCGCUACGGAACAAAUAUUUCUUUGGAGAGGGCUAUACAUACGGGGCCCAGCUAGAGAAGAUACUCUCCCUCUCUGUCUCUAAACCCCUCUCUUCCUCUCCCUCUCUCUCUCUAAACCCCUCUCUUCCUCUCUCUCUCACCCCGUCUCCUCUUCCAGGGCUAUACAUACGGGGCCCAGCUAGAGAAGAUACUCUCCCUCUCUGUCUCUAAACCCCUCUCUUCCUCUCUGUCUCUAAACCCCUCUCUUCCUCUCUCUCUGUCUCUAAACCCCUCUCUUCCUCUCUCUCUCACCCCGUCUCCUCUUCCAGGGCUAUACAUACGGGGCCCAGCUAGAGAAGAUACUCCCCCUCUCUGUCUCUAAACCCCUCUCUUCCUCUCCCUCUCUGUCUCUAAACCCCUCUCUUCCUCUCUCUCUCACCCCGUCUCCUCUUCCAGGGCUAUACAUACGGGGCCCAGCUAGAGAAGAUACUCUCUGUCUCUAAACCCCUCUCUUCCUCUCUCUCUCUAAACCCCUCUCUUCCUCUCUCUCUCACCCCGUCUCCUCUUCCAGGGCUAUACAUACGGGGCCCAGCUAGAGAAGAUACUCUCCCUCUCUGUCUCUAAACCCCUCUCUUCCUCUCUGUCUCUAAACCCCUCUCUUCCUCUCUGUCUCUAAACCCUUCUCUUCCUCUCUCUCUCACCCCGUCUCCUCUUCCAGGGCUAUACAUACGGGGCCCAGCUAGAGAAGAUACUCUUCCUCUCUGUCUCUAAACCCCUCUCUUCCUCUCCCUCUCUGUCUCUAAACCCCUCUCUUCCUCUCUCUCUCUGUCUCUAAACCCCUCUCUUCCUCUCCCUCUCUGUCUCUAAACCCCUCUCUUCCUCUCCCUCUCUGUCUCUAAACCCUUCUCUUCCUCUCUCUCUCUCACCCCGUCUCCUCUUCCAGGGCUAUACAUACGGGGCCCAGCUAGAGAAGAUACUCUCCCUCUCUGUCUCUAAACCCCUCUCCUCCUCUCCCUCUCUCUGUCUCUAAACCCCUCUCUUCCUCUCCCUCUCUCUGUCUCUAAACCCCUCUCUUCCUCUCUCUCUCACCCCGUCUCCUCUUCCAGGGCUAUACAUACGGGGCCCAGCUAGAGAAGAUACUCUCCCUCUCUGUCUCUAAACCCCUCUCUUCCUCUCUCUCUCUGUCUCUAAACCCCUCUCUUCCUCUCCCUCUCUCUGUCUCUAAACCCCUCUCUUCCUCUCUCUCUCACCCCGUCUCCUCUUCCAGGGCUAUACAUACGGGGCCCAGCUAGAGAAGAUACUCUCUCUCUCUGUCUCUAAACCCCUCUCUUCCUCUCCCUCUCUGUCUCUAAACCCCUCUCUUCCUCUCUCUCUCUGUCUCUAAACCCCUCUCUUCCUCUCUCUCUCUGUCUCUAAACCCCUCUCUUCCUCUCUCUCUCUGUCUCUAAACCCCUCUCUUCCUCUCCCUCUCUCUGUCUCUAAACCCCUCUCUUCCUCUCUCUCUCACCCCGUCUCCUCUUCCAGGGCUAUACAUACGGGGCCCAGCUAGAGAAGAUACUCUCCCUCUCUGUCUCUAAACCCCUCUCUCCCUCUCUGUCUCUAAACCCCUCUCUUCCUCUCUGUCUCUAAACCCCUCUCUUCCUCUCUCUCACCCCGUCUCCUCUUCCAGGGCUAUACAUACGGGGCCCAGCUAGAGAAGAUACUCUCCCUCUCUGUCUCUAAACCCCUCUCUCCCUCUCUGUCUCUAAACCCCUCUCUUCCUCUCUGUCUCUAAACCCCUCUCUUCCUCUCUCUCACCCCGUCUCCUCUUCCAGGGCUAUACAUACGGGGCCCAGCUAGAGAAGAUACUCUCCCUCUCUCUGUCUCUAAACCCCUCUCUUCCUCUCCCUCUCUGUCUCUAAACCCCUCUCUUCCUCUCUGUCUCACCCCGUCUCCUCUUCCAGGGCUAUACAUACGGGGCCCAGCUAGAGAAGAUACUCUCCCUCUCUGUCUCUAAACCCCUCUCUUCCUCUCUCUGUCUCUAAACCCCUCUCUUCCUCUCCCUCUCUCUCUCUAAACCCCUCUCUUCCUCUCUCUCUCACCCCGUCUCCUCUUCCAGGGCUAUACAUACGGGGCCCAGCUAGAGAAGAUACUCUCCCUCUCUGUCUCUAAACCCCUCUCUUCCUCUCCCUCUCUGUCUCUAAACCCCUCUCUCCCUCUCUCUGUCUCUAAACCCCUCUCUCCCUCUCCCUCUCUGUCUCUAAACCCCUCUCUUCCUCUCCCUCUCUGUCUCUAAACCCCUCUCUUCCUCUCCCUCUCUGUCUCUAAACCCCUCUCUCCCUCUCCCUCUCUGUCUCUAAACCCCUCUCUUCCUCUCCCUCUCUGUCUCUAAACCCCUCUCUUCCUCUCCCUCUCUGUCUCUAAACCCCUCUCUCCCUCUCCCUCUCUGUCUCUAAACCCCUCUCUCCCUCUCCCUCUCUGUCUCUAAACCCCUCUCUUCCUCUCCCUCUCUGUCUCUAAACCCCUCUCUCCCUCUCUGUCUCUAAACCCCUCUCUUCCUCUCUCUCUCUGUCUCUAAACCCCUCUCUUCCUCUCUCUCUCUGUCUCUAAACCCCUCUCUUCCUCUCUCUCUCUGUCUCUAAACCCCUCUCUUCCUCUCCCUCUCUGUCUCUAAACCCCUCUCUUCCUCUCUGUCUCACCCCGUCUCCUCUUCCAGGGCUAUACAUACGGGGCCCAGCUAGAGAAGAUACUCUCCCUCUCUGUCUCUAAACCCCUCUCUUCCUCUCUGUCUCUAAACCCCUCUCUUCCUCUCCCUCUCUCUGUCUCUAAACCCCUCUCUUCCUCUCUCUCUCUGUCUCUAAACCCCUCUCUUCCUCUCCCUCUCUGUCUCUAAACCCCUCUCUUCCUCUCUCUCUCACCCCGUCUCCUCUUCCAGGGCUAUACAUACGGGGCCCAGCUAGAGAAGAUACUCUCCCUCUCUGUCUCUAAACCCCUCUCUUCCUCUCUCUCUCACCCCGUCUCCUCUUCCAGGGCUAUACAUACGGGGCCCAGCUAGAGAAGAUACUCCCCCUCUCUGUCUCUAAACCCCUCUCUUCCUCUCCCUCUCUGUCUCUAAACCCCUCUCUUCCUCUCUGUCUCUAAACCCCUCUCUUCCUCUCCCUCUCUGUCUCUAAACCCCUCUCUUCCUCUCCCUCUCUGUCUCUAAACCCCUCUCUUCCUCUCUCUCUCACCCCGUCUCCUCUUCCAGGGCUAUACAUACGGGGCCCAGCUAGAGAAGAUACUCUCCCUCUCUGUCUCUAAACCCCUCUCUUCCUCUCCCUCUCUGUCUCUAAACCCCUCUCUUCCUCUCUCUCUCACCCCGUCUCCUCUUCCAGGGCUAUACAUACGGGGCCCAGCUAGAGAAGAUACUCUCCCUCUCUGUCUCUAAACCCCUCUCUUCCUCUCUCUGUCUCUAAACCCCUCUCUUCCUCUCUCUCUCUCUGUCUCUAAACCCCUCUCUUCCUCUCCCUCUCUCUGUCUCUAAACCCCUCUCUUCCUCUCUCUCUCUGUCUCUAAACCCCUCUCUUCCUCUCCCUCUCUGUCUCUAAACCCCUCUCUUCCUCUCUCUCUCACCCCGUCUCCUCUUCCAGGGCUAUACAUACGGGGCCCAGCUAGAGAAGAUACUCCCCCUCUCUGUCUCUAAACCCCUCUCUUCCUCUCUGUCUCUAAACCCCUCUCUCCCUCUCUCUCUCACCCCGUCUCCUCUUCCAGGGCUAUACAUACGGGGCCCAGCUAGAGAAGAUACUCUCCCUCUCUGUCUCUAAACCCCUCUCUUCCUCUCCCUCUCUCUGUCUCUAAACCCCUCUCUUCCUCUCCCUCUCUCUCUCUAAACCCCUCUCUUCCUCUCUCUCUCACCCCGUCUCCUCUUCCAGGGCUAUACAUACGGGGCCCAGCUAGAGAAGAUACUCUCCCUCUCUGUCUCUAAACCCCUCUCUUCCUCUCUGUCUCUAAACCCCUCUCUUCCUCUCUGUCUCUAAACCCCUCUCUUCCUCUCUCUCUCUGUCUCUAAACCCCUCUCUUCCUCUCUCUCUCUGUCUCUAAACCCCUCUCUUCCUCUCCCUCUCUCUGUCUCUAAACCCCUCUCUUCCUCUCUCUCUCUCUGUCUCUAAACCCCUCUCUUCCUCUCCCUCUCUCUGUCUCUAAACCCCUCUCUUCCUCUCUCUCUCUCUGUCUCUAAACCCCUCUCUUCCUCUCUCUGUCUCUAAACCCCUCUCUUCCUCUCCCUCUCUGUCUCUAAACCCCUCUCUUCCUCUCUCCCUCUCUGUCUCUAAACCCCUCUCUUCCUCUCUCUGUCUCUAAACCCCUCUCUCCCUCUCUGUCUCUAAACCCCUCUCUUCCUCUCUCUCUCUGUCUCUAAACCCCUCUCUUCCUCUCUGUCUCUAAACCCCUCUCUUCCUCUCUCUCUCACCCCGUCUCCUCUUCCAGGGCUAUACAUACGGGGCCCAGCUAGAGAAGAUACUCUCCCUCUCUGUCUCUAAACCCCUCUCUUCCUCUCUCUGUCUCUAAACCCCUCUCUUCCUCUCCCUCUCUGUCUCUAAACCCCUCUCUUCCUCUCCCUCUCUGUCUCUAAACCCCUCUCUUCCUCUCUCUGUCUCUAAACCCCUCUCUUCCUCUCUCUCUCACCCCGUCUCCUCUUCCAGGGCUAUACAUACGGGGCCCAGCUAGAGAAGAUACUCUCCCUCUCUGUCUCUAAACCCCUCUCUUCCUCUCUGUCUCUAAACCCCUCUCUUCCUCUCUGUCUCUAAACCCUUCUCUUCCUCUCUCUCUCACCCCGUCUCCUCUUCCAGGGCUAUACAUACGGGGCCCAGCUAGAGAAGAUACUCUCCCUCUCUGUCUCUAAACCCCUCUCUUCCUCUCCCUCUCUGUCUCUAAACCCCUCACUUCCUCUCCCUCUCUGUCUCUAAACCCCUCUCUUCCUCUCCCUCUCUCUGUCUCUAAACCCCUCUCUUCCUCUCUCUCUCUCUCUCUAAACCCCUCUCUUCCUCUCUCUCUCACCCCGUCUCCUCUUCCAGGGCUAUACAUACGGGGCCCAGCUAGAGAAGAUACUCUCCCUCUCUGUCUCUAAACCCCUCUCUCCCUCUCUGUCUCUAAACCCCUCUCUCCCUCUCUGUCUCUAAACCCCUCUCUUCCUCUCUCUCUGACCCCGUCUCCUCUUCCAGGGCUAUACAUACGGGGCCCAGCUAGAGAAGAUACUCUCCCUCUCUGUCUCUAAACCCCUCUCUCCCUCUCUGUCUCUAAACCCCUCUCUCCCUCUCUCUGUCUCUAAACCCCUCUCUCCCCCUCUCUGUCUCUAAACCCCUCUCUCCCUCUCUGUCUCUAAACCCCUCUCUUCCUCUCUCUCUCACCCCGUCUCCUCUUCCAGGGCUAUACAUACGGGGCCCAGCUAGAGAAGAUACUCUCCCUCUCUGUCUCUAAACCCCUCUCUCCCUCUCUGUCUCUAAACCCCUCUCUCCCUCUCUGUCUCUAAACCCCUCUCUCCCUCUCUGUCUCUAAACCCCUCUCUCUCUCUCUGUCUCUAAACCCCUCUCUUCCUCUCUCUCUCUCUGUCUCUAAACCCCUCUCUUCCUCUCCCUCACUCUGUCUCUAAACCCCUCUCUUCCUCUCUCUCUCUCUGUCUCUAAACCCCUCUCUUCCUCUCCCUCUCUGUCUCUAAACCCCUCUCUUCCUCUCUCUCUCACCCUGUCUCCUCUUCCAGGGCUAUACAUACGGGGCCCAGCUAGAGAAGAUACUCUCCCUCUCUGUCUCUAAACCCCUCUCUUCCUCUCUGUCUCUAAACCCCUCUCUUCCUCUCUCUCUCUGUCUCUAAACCCCUCUCUUCCUCUCCCUCUCUCUCUCUAAACCCCUCUCUUCCUCUCUCUCUCACCCUGUCUCCUC